Prorocentrum cordatum is the source of this 357-nucleotide messenger RNA. Lineage: Eukaryota; Dinophyceae; Prorocentrales; Prorocentraceae. The record is from the annotation of a GenBank genome assembly.
AUGGCGGCGCAGACGGAGAUCGGGGAGGUGGUGCAGCAUGGCAUCGACAACUCCAUCAUGAUGAAGGUAAAGAUCGAGACGCCCACGAAGCGCACGAAGCCCAAGGAGCCGCACUUCGAGGAGGGCGACAAGGAGAAUAUCGAGAACCUCAAUAAUUCUCACGAGUUCGACGGCAAACAGCAGGAGCUCGGGGGCAUCGUCGCGAGGGCCGAGGGCGUCUGGCAGGACUCGAAGCUGCAGGACAAGCUCGACGGCGGCGACAAUAUCGAGGACGGCGCGAAGCUGUUGGUAGGCGGCGCGGAGACCCCCUUUGCGAGGAGCGGGAGGCCAAGCAGCAGGAGCAGGAGGACGCAGUAA